Molecule: messenger RNA, 1884 nt
Organism: Fonsecaea multimorphosa CBS 102226
Lineage: Eukaryota; Fungi; Ascomycota; Eurotiomycetes; Chaetothyriales; Herpotrichiellaceae
Exons: 1
Coding region: 1-1884 (627 amino acids)
Biological process (GO): amino acid transmembrane transport
Cellular component (GO): membrane
Molecular function (GO): L-amino acid transmembrane transporter activity
Source: RefSeq, a predicted model, not a curated record
AUGUCACCACCAUCUCCUGGCUUCUCCGAAAUCCAGAAGCCGCUUCAUUUUCCCGGCAGAGAUUCUCUAGAACUUGCCUCCCUGGCCGACUCCGAGCACGAUGAGCUGCCCACCUCCGAGGAUUCGUCGCGUUCCGGUAUUUCCUCCUCCAGACGACUCUCGCUCGAGAACGAGGAUCCCUUAGACAGUGCGAACCCAGCCUCGGCUCGCGGCCUGGCUCAUGGGCGCUCCUACUCCGUCUCAUCCGCCUUUGACUUCACCCCUGCGCUGUUCCCACUUUCUUCGACUGCAGGAGGAGGAUACACCGCGCUAGGCAAUCCGUCGGCCGUGUCGCUUUCUCUUGAGAGACGUGGGGCGUUGCAAAAUCUGGAAAAGAACAAGACCUUGACAUACCUCAACGGGCUCUCGCUGGUCGUCGGGUUGAUUAUAGGUUCUGGGAUUUUCUCUUCUCCAGCACAAGUGAAUUCACAUGUGGGAUCUCCGGGCGCAGCACUGCUGGUGUGGACAAUUUCUGGCCUGCUGGCAUGGACAGGCGCAGCUUCGUAUGCCGAACUUGGAGGUGCUAUACCACUGAAUGGAGGUGCGCAGGUCUAUCUAGCUAAAAUCUUUGGCGAGGUGGUGGGAUUUCUGUUCACCUGGUCGGCUAUUCUCGUCCUCAAACCCGGCGGAGCUGCCAUCAUCGCCAUUAUAUUUGGCGAAUAUGUUGUCCGUGCAGCGAUUGGCGCCGAGGUCGAAGACAUCAAUCCAUGGAUCAACAAAAUCCCCGCCUUGGCAGCCCUCGCGCUGGUCACAGUUUUCAACUGCGUCUCGACACGCUUCGCUGCUCGGUUGGGGGAUCUGUUUAUGCUCUUCAAAUUCGUGGCACUCGUGGCAGUGACCAUCAUCGGCAUCGUCGUAGCCGUGACCGGCCUCUCCUUCAACGGCCCUGCCAAUAAAGACUGGCGCGACCACAACUGGUUUGAAAACACGUCGACCGACAUCUCCAGUUGGGCCGUUGCACUCUACGCUGGGCUCUGGGCUUUUGACGGAUGGGAUAACACCAACUACGUGACUGGCGAGUUUAAAAACCCAGCACGCGAUCUACCGAGAGUCCUUCACACAGCCAUGCCUGCCGUCAUCGUAUGCUAUCUUCUGGCCAAUGUCGCAUACAUCUUCGUCUUACCUUUAGAGACCAUCAACAAAUCCAACACUGUUGCCGUUCAGUUUGGAAGCAAGGUCUUCGGUCCCAUUGGAGCGCUCAUCCUGGCGCUGAUCGUGAGUGCGUCCUGCUUCGGCGCACUGAAUGCCACGACAUUCACCUCUGGCCGCUUGGUCUACGUUGCUGGACGAGAGGGGUACAUCCCUUCUGUGUUCGGGAAGAUUGGAUUUGGGUCUUCGUCUGGUCCGGAGACGCCUGUAUCGUUGACCAAAACUCGCAAAAGGUCAUGGCUUUCGAAAAGCUUUGCCCGGAUAUUUGGAGAUGAAUCCAUCGGCUUGGGAUAUACCCCUGUGAACGCAAUGUUGCUGAAUAUGUUCCUCUGUAUGAUUUACAUUAUCCUCGGCGAGUUCGAAACACUGCUUACAUUCUACGGCGUCGCUGGAUACACUUUCUACUUUCUAACAGUCCUCGGCCUCAUCGUCCUGCGAAUACGCGAGCCCAGACUGGAAAGGCCCUAUCGCACAUUCAUCGCCACUCCCAUCAUCUUCUGCUGCGUCUCUUUGUUUCUGGUUAGCCGGGCUGUGGUUGCGCAGCCUAUCCAGACGGUCAUCGUCAUUGUAUUUGUGGUCAGCGGUCUGCCGGUGUAUUAUUGGCGGGUUGCGAGGAGGGAGGACUCUGGGAGGCAAGGACACCGGGGCAUGGGCAAAAAGGAAGGGCGAUUCUGGCGGAGAUGGGGUCGGUCGUGA